AUGGCAUCACUCGAUAUGGAUGCUUCGGCAGCGGCCGCGAGUCUCGACAGCUUGCACAGCGCCCUCUCCAAGAUCCGCCACCACACCAACUCCAAGCUCGAAAACCAAAAGGGUCCGGCUCAGCUUCUCGUCGCUGUGGAAGCUACCCUCGGCGAGCAGGACUCCUCCAACGGCUCCACCUCCGCAUCUGGUGCAGGAGCCUCCAAGCAUGCCUUUGUCCAGCGAGCGCCUGCGGAAUACUUUCUCGCUCUCGAGUCGAUGCUUGAGCUCGCCAGAUCGCCCUCGUCGCCUCCCUCGCUUCUCAACAACGUCUUCUAUCUUCUCUCCAUCGUAGCGCCUCAUGUCUCUGCAGGCAUCAUCCGUGCGAAGCUCGCGUCGAUCGUGCCCGCACUCGGCAAGCUCCUCAGCAACCCACACCCAACCACCUUCAAUGUCAACGACGCCUCGGCUGCGGAAAAUUACGCUUCGGCACUCAAGUCGGCCCUCGCCAUCCUCCAAGCCAUCUAUACUGCCUUUGAAAGCGACGUAGCCACGCUCGAAAAAGACGGGCCAUUGCGGUCGUGUUGGUCGGCGACACUCAACCUCUGCGCAGACACUCGCCCAAAGGUCCGAAGACGGGCGCAGCUUCUCGUCACCUCCAUCCUCCCCACUACAGCAGCCGCCUCCGUUAAGCCAUACCAUCCCUACCUCAAGCUCACUUUUGACUGGAUCAUUUCGAGUUUGACCCAUGUCGCUGACGCUGGCUCUGUCUCGGCCUCCUCUUCCAAGGACAACAAGUCGAACAAGAAGAAUAAGAAGGCGCCAUUGCAUUCCAAGAAGAAGGAGGACGCAUUGCACGCCAAAUACGACAAGAAGUCGGGCACGGCCAAGCAAGCACCAGCAGCAGCCGCUCUCCGACAAAACCAAGGCGACACCGCCUCUGUCGGUAUCUGGGUCUGUGGCUUUGCCAAGCAGACGAUCAACCUUCUGCCCAUUGCGCAGGUGGACGACCUCGUUGCUGCUCUCCUCCGCUUGCCAGGUCUGCAAAAUCCUUUCCUUACUGUGGCCGCCUUUGAUGUGUUCGAAGCCUUCCUCAAGACAUGUCGACCCAGCAUCUCGUCGGGCGUUGCGCAGGCAGAUGCUCUUCUCAUCCAGUCUCACGUCACUUCGACUUUCAGCAGCAUCGGCGAAAAGACGCUUUCUAGCCUCUUGGAAUCGCUCCGAUCUCCGGCAUUUGUUCCUUCCACCUCCGACGUGCAACUCCUUCCUGCCUACCUGCGAGCUCUCGAACACGCCAUGUCCGCCUUCUCGCGUUUCGAGAACGGCGCGCUAGCGUGGCGUCUGGCUCCCGAGGUCUGGUCCGACGUCUUUGAGAUAUCCAUGUCCGCCAAGUCGGAUGCUUCGCGUACCGCCCCUGCCGUUCGCGCUGCUGGUCGCGACACCUUGAUCGCGCUCCUCCGCUACUGUGUCCCUGACGCAGCCGUCGCCAACUCGAUCAAGGCCUCUUUCUCCAAGAAGAAGGCCGGCGCCGCUCCGCUGCUCGACAUGAUUCAGUCGAUCGAGGAUGCUCUCGGCAAGGACUCGCUCCAGUACAUGCACUCACGUGCAGAGAUCCUCUCCGUGCUCGCUUCGCUCAUUGCGCGAUUGCGUUACCACUACGUACCCAACACGCAGCCACCGCACCCAGCUGCUGCCUCGCUCACCAUGCACAUCGUCCAGACCAUCGCCGAGCUGCGCCAGGAGCCUACUUUCGAGCACCGCGAGUAUGCCGACACUGUCAUUGGUGCGGCUGUCGAGGUCUGCGGUCCGCGUCUGCUCCUCGAAGCCCUGCCUCUCAACCUUUUUGGCGAGGCAGAAGGGCCUGGACGCGCGUGGCUGCUUCCCCUCAUCCGUACCAAGAUCAACAACACCGAGCUCAGCCACUUCACAGGCGAUCUCGUGUCGCUCUCGGAGAAGAUCUUCAACAAGCGACAGGAAGCCGAGAGCGAUGGCCGUCCCGUCGAGGCAAAGAUGUACGAGGCGCUCACCGAGCAGAUCUGGGCGCUGUUCCCUGCCUACUGCGCCAUGCCGCGCGACCUCGUCGCUGCGUUCACACGUCAGUUUGCAGAGCUGCUCACCAACGUCCUCUACACGCAGCCCAACCUGCGCCCCUCGAUCUGCCGAGGUCUUCAGGCGCUCGUCUACCGCAACGAAGCGCUCGUGUCUUCGGGUGCUCCCUCCGACUCGCUCAAGCACGCCUUUGGACUCGACCAGGCGGACGGCAAGGCCAAUAUUGCUCACCUCUCCGCGAUCGCCCCCAACCUCCUGGCCGUGCUUUUCAACGUAUUCUCGCAGUCGCCGGGUGAAGGUCGUGGCUUUGUCUACGACACCAUCGCUGCCUACUUGCGCGUCAUGUCGCCUCAGGACGUGCUCAACACGUACAACAAAGUCAAGACGACGCUCGAGCAGGCCCUGCCCACGCUGUCCACCAAGCAAAAGCGCAAUCAGAAGGAGUCGCCCAACACACCACCUCCCGUUCCGUAUACGAUGCUCGACCUGCUCUCGGCGCUCAUCCCGCAUCUCGACAAGAGCGCGCAGGGUUCGGCCGCCGACCUCUUUACGCUCAUCUGCCAGGACAAUGUGCUGCGCUCGCACGACUCGACUGUGCAGAAGAAGAGCUACCGCAUUCUCAGCAGACUGCUCGAGGGCGAUGCGGGCAAGCAGAUCCUGUUGGUCGAGGGCAAGAGCGGCAACCGCGUCGGAGAUCUGCUCGAGAAGCUCCGCGAGUCGACCGCCAGCGUUGCACUUGGUGCCAAGCGUGAUCGUGUACUGCUGCUCGCCACACUUGUGCCCAACAUUCCGUCCGACGAGCUGCAUCACCUGCCCAGCAUCAUCCCGGAGGCGGUGCUGGCCACAAAGGAGGUCAACGCUGUGACGCGUCAGAACGCGUACGAGUUGCUCGUCCAGAUGGGCUACAAGAUGGAGCAGGGCGGUUCGAUCAACCGUGCUCUCGUGGACGGUGCUGCCGCUGCCGCCCCUGCCGCUGAGGACGAGGACGCAGACGACAGCGAGAUGGCUGACGCCGGCGUUGUCUCCGCCUCGAUCGGCGAGUACCUCACCAUGGUCGCCGCCGGGCUUGCCGGUACCACGCCUCACAUGAUCAGCGCCACCAUUACUGCACUCUCCCGACUCGUGUACGAGUUCAAAGAGACGCUCGAGCAGCCCGUCCUAGAUGAGCUGCUGAGCACCAUUGAGGUGUACCUCCAAUCUGCCAACCGCGAGAUUGUCAAAUCCGCUAUCGGCUUCGUCAAGGUGGCCAUUGUCGAGUUCAACUCGGCGCUCAUCGACGCGCACCUGCCCAAGCUCAUCCCUGCCCUGCUUGGAUGGUCCACGGAGCACAAACAGCACUUCAAAGUCAAGGUCCGCCACAUCUUUGAACGUCUGCUGCGCCGAUUCGGCUUCGAGCGCAUCUACCAGCUGACGGACGAGGACAACCGCAAGCUGAUCAACAACAUUCGCAAGCGCAAGGAGCGGGCCAAGCGCAAGCGUGCCGACGCGGCUGCUGACCGGGAAGCUGGUGUGGCUGAGGACGACGACGAGCCGGGUCUCGCGCCGAGGAUCCUCAAGACCAAGGGCGGCAACGAUGCGUUCGAGGAGGUGGUCUACGGUUCGGAGUCGGACAUUUCCGAUUCGGACGAUGACGCUGAUGACGACGGUGAGACGGACGGACGCAAGGGUGGUACUGCCGCUGCCCUGGCUCGCAACCGCAAUCGCAAGAACGGCGGCGACGCCGAAGAAAAGGGCGGCCGAAGGGAUCGCCGCCGCGCCAAGCAGCAGGACGAAGCGUACAUCGAGAUGGACGAUGACGAUGACGUGCCGAUGGAUCUGCUUGACCGCAGCGCCACUGCCCGUAUCGCCCUCAGCAACCCGAACGCCACCAAUGGCCGCAACAAGAAGCGUCAACCGGGUCAAGAAGCGAGCAAGUUCGCCCUGGAUGAGGCCACCGGGCGGAUGCUCAUUGACGACGAGGAAAACCCGUCCAGCAAGAAGCGCGUCGCCUUUGCGCCCGCCACCGACGCCCCCGUGGACGUGGACGGUGCCGGCACCGCGUACAUCAACCAAGCCCGUGGCGUCGACGGCACGACCCAGGUCCGAGGUGGAGCGAUCAAGUUUAACAAGAACAACAAACGCACGCGUGAGGCGGAGCGCGAGAUGGAGCUCGAGCAGAUGGCUGUGGAAGACGCCCAGGAUCGCGCGCGCCAGGUCCAGGGUGGUAGACCAGCCCACGCGGACAAGAAGAGACGUGGCAAGGAGACCAUCGGCAAGGAGUUCAGGGCCAAGCGCGGCGGUGGUGACGUUAUUCGGAACGGUAAGAGCCCGUACGCGUAUGUGCCGCUUAGCCAGGUCGCUGGUAAGAAGGCCAAGAACGACGAUCAUGUCUCGUACACGGGUAAGGGGGAUAAGAGUAGGAAGCGUCGUUGA
Kalmanozyma brasiliensis GHG001 is the source of this 4440-nucleotide messenger RNA. RefSeq lists its product as uncharacterized. The transcript has a single exon. The record is from RefSeq and is a predicted model, not a curated record. The coding region runs from base 1 to 4440 and encodes 1479 amino acids. NCBI's taxonomy places the organism in Eukaryota, Fungi, Basidiomycota, Ustilaginomycetes, Ustilaginales.